AUGAUAUCCUCUGAACUCAGGUAUACCGCCAACACGCAAUUGGAGCAUUUACACGCUCGUUACACAGGAACUGGUCACGCAGACUUGACGAAAUAUGACUGGGUCACACAUCAACACAGAGAUACGCUGUCUUCUAUUGUAGGACACCCGUCCUUGCUUUCAUAUCUAGCUCUUGCAGACGGAGAAGCUAUCGGCCGAACAAAGUUCGAGAUGACAGAGCGAAUGCUGCAGCCCUGCGGGCCCCCUCCCAAGAAAGACGAAGAUUGA
Messenger RNA from Suillus discolor, 267 nucleotides. Its product is annotated as splicing factor 3B subunit 5/RDS3 complex subunit 10. Gene Ontology annotation, biological process: mRNA splicing, via spliceosome. Gene Ontology annotation, cellular component: precatalytic spliceosome; U2 snRNP. Lineage: Eukaryota; Fungi; Basidiomycota; Agaricomycetes; Boletales; Suillaceae. The record is from RefSeq and is a predicted model, not a curated record. The coding region runs from base 1 to 267 and encodes 88 amino acids. The transcript is spliced from 6 exons.